GCCACACCCAAAACUGCAACUUCCUCUAUGAAUUUUACACACAACGCAUGGAACACACAUAAAAGAGAAAUCGCUGGAUCCAAGGGAUCCAUCGAUCUGAAUCGAGGAGGAGGGAUUCACGAAGAUGUUGGGAGCCAUCGCCAUUCCUUAGAGAAUGUAGUACGAGAACAGUUUGCUGAUCCUCAGGAAGCGAGAGACCAGAAGAAAUAUGACAAGGCAAGAAAUCUUGCGACGUAUUUGGGGAAAAUACGGGAACAGUACCGGAUGGAUUUUAAAUCAGAUGAGGAUAAGAUCAGACAGAGGGCAGUAGCCCUAUACUUUAUUGACAUUCUUGGUAUUAGGGUUGGAAACAGGAAAAAGGAAGGAGAUACCUCAGAGACGGCUGGUUGUUGUUCUCUGAGAAAGAAACACCUAAAACUCUAUGGAGAGAAGAACAACCACAUGGUAGAGUUUGACUUCCUUGGUAAGGGCUCCAUCCGAUACUCUAACAAAAUUUCGGUAGACGAGAUUGUCUACUCGAAUCUGCAGCGCUUCCUGAAGAACAAGUCUGAUGAAGGAUAUGUAUUUGACCUUCUCCGUACCACUCAUUUGAAUACAUACCUGAAGACUUUUAUGGAUGGACUAACAGCCAAAGUUUUUCGCACGUACCAUGCUUGUCGAAAAAUGCAACAAGAGCUCGACAACUUUAUUUGUGCAAAAAAGCACCAGUCCUACAAAAUAUCGUACUGCAAGGAUUCAAUCAAGUCUGUCGCCAUAUUUUUAAAUCAUCAGCAAGCAGUCACUAAAAAGGGAGGUAAUAAGGAAUUUGAAACUUCUUUGACAAGCGCAAAGCUCUACUACAUUGACCCAAGAAUUGUGGUUGGAUGGUGUACCAAAUGGUGUGUGCCCAUAGAAAAGAUCUACAGCACUUCUCAGCGAGGAAAGCUGUUAUGGGCAAUGACAGCGGAGGCGGAUUAUGAUUUUCUAGAGCAUGCAAUAUAAGCUGUAUUUCUACGUAGAAUUUGUUUGUAAUUGAAUGUUUUAAUGACAAAUAUAUCAUACAAUGUACCUUAUAAACCUAUUUCCCCCCC
Molecule: messenger RNA, 1070 nt
Organism: Magallana angulata
Lineage: Eukaryota; Metazoa; Mollusca; Bivalvia; Ostreida; Ostreidae
Product: DNA topoisomerase 1-like
Exons: 8
Coding region: 28-981 (317 amino acids)
Biological process (GO): DNA topological change; DNA replication; chromosome segregation
Cellular component (GO): nucleolus; chromosome
Molecular function (GO): DNA binding; DNA topoisomerase type I (single strand cut, ATP-independent) activity
Source: RefSeq, a predicted model, not a curated record